UGCAUAGCCACUAGUUUUGAUACUGAUAUGAUAUUUACUCGGUCAAAAGGGGCUUUAAUUUCGGUUUUCCAUCGAAAUUUUUCCUCAUGCAUGCAACAGCAUUACCCCUAAUUUUGUGCUCUAUAGAUAUAUAGUAACCAACAGCAAAAUUUAGAGAUUAAUGUUGGAUUUUUUUACAUAUUUGGAAAGGGAAAAAUGACUAUGGAAACUGAUGCAGUGAAGCAAAUAAACCGUGAAAAUCUGAAGAAGAACAAAAUUCAAGUGUCUAACACCAAAAAACCUCUCUUCUUCUAUGUCAAUCUUGCUAAGGUAGGUACUCUCUCGGGAUUGGAUCCGCGUAUCUUCUUCUUCCUCCUCUUCGACCAUAAAAUGAUCAUCUUAUCAUGAUAAUUUUGUCAACGGAUGCUCCUAUUCUAUGCUUUUGCAACGUAGCAUGAGUAUGUAUCGUACUAAGUUGAUCAAUAUAAUUGCUAGGACAAUGUUAAAAUCGACAUAUAAACAUAUUUUCUUUAUGAUGCAGAGGUACUUGCAACAGAAUACUGAGAUUGAGCUUUCUGCUUUGGGCUUGGCAAUUACCACAGUUGUCACAAUAGCCGAGAUUCUAAAAAAUAGUGGAUUUGCCAAUGCGAAGAAGAUUUUAACAUCCACAGUAAGAAUGAAAGAUGAAGCCAAAGGACGUCUAGUUCAGAAAGCCAGGAUUGAAAUUGUGCUGGAAAAGGGAGAGAAAUUUGAGACGCUGAUGAAUCAGAGACCAGCAGCAGUGCAAGAAGCAACUGAAAAUGGGAAAGUUGAAAACAAGCAGUAGAAUCUACAAUAGAUGGCCUGUUGUUUGUAUUCUAAUUUAUUUUGGCUUCCAUUCUUACUAUUUCUCUCUUUGUUUCUGUUUAAAAACAAAAAAAUAGCUAACAACUUAUUCCAUUCAAAUUGUGCUAUGACAUUACUAAUUGUAAGAGUGAAAGAAGGUUUCCCAUCAAAUUUCGUCAUGCGUUUCUCUUACAUGACAAGGUGGUCCAUUUAUUAUCAUGUUUGGUACGACAAUACUGAAUGAGAUUAAGGAAGAAACCCAAACAGACGAACUUUUCUUAUUA
Molecule: messenger RNA, 1088 nt
Organism: Olea europaea var. sylvestris
Lineage: Eukaryota; Viridiplantae; Streptophyta; Magnoliopsida; Lamiales; Oleaceae
Exons: 4
Coding region: 416-805 (129 amino acids)
Cellular component (GO): nucleus
Molecular function (GO): RNA binding
Source: RefSeq, a predicted model, not a curated record